Xenia sp. Carnegie-2017 is the source of this 4665-nucleotide messenger RNA. Its product is annotated as phosphoinositide 3-kinase regulatory subunit 4-like. Lineage: Eukaryota; Metazoa; Cnidaria; Anthozoa; Malacalcyonacea; Xeniidae. The record is from RefSeq and is a predicted model, not a curated record. Gene Ontology annotation, biological process: macroautophagy; protein targeting to vacuole; late endosome to vacuole transport. The transcript has 28 exons. Gene Ontology annotation, molecular function: protein serine/threonine kinase activity; ATP binding; protein binding. The coding region runs from base 104 to 4231 and encodes 1375 amino acids. Gene Ontology annotation, cellular component: nucleus-vacuole junction; phosphatidylinositol 3-kinase complex, class III, type II; late endosome.
AAAUCUGUGAAAAAAGGAUAAAUUUUUCUAGGGCAAAGUGGAAGCACGGCCAACAAAAUGUCGAGUAAAAAAAGUAACUUUAUCAUCAGGAAGAAGAUGUAAGAUGGGAAAUCAAUUAUCAAGUAUUGCACCUUCCCAAAUCCUGAGUGUAGAUCAUUAUUUCAGUGAUUUACGUGAUUAUGAAUAUGAUAUAAGCUUAGGUAGCACAAGAUUCUUCAAAGUUGCAAGAGCAAAACAUAAGGAAGGUUUAUGUGUUGUGAAGGUAUUUGCUAUCCAGGAUCCAUCAUUACCCUUACAGACAUACUACAAACACAUCAAGGAAAUUUCAGACAAACUUCAAACAGUCCAAUAUGUUUUGCCUUUUGAAAGAAUCAUCAUUACAGAGAAGGCUGGCAUCUUGGUUAGGCAAUAUAUGAAGGAUAACCUUUAUGAUAGAAUAAGUACAAGACCAUUCCUAAAUGCUCUUGAAAAAAAAUGGAUUGUGUUUCAGCUGUUGUGUUCUCUAGUGCAAUGUCAUCAAAAUGAUAUUUUUCAUGGUGACAUUAAAACAGAAAAUAUUAUGGUAACUAGUUGGACAUCAGUUCUUCUUACUGAUUUUGCUUCAUUCAAACCUACAUUCCUACAAAAAAAUAAUCCCGCAGACUUUUCCUAUUUCUUUGAUACGUCACGGAGACGAACAUGUUACCUUGCACCAGAGAGAUUUAUAGACACUAAAACUGCUGAGGUCAUUAAUACUGCUAGCACAGAACUUCCAGAUUCAAUGGACUUGGGUUUAAUGAAAGAUCAUGUUUCAGAGUUAACUUCAAAAAUGGAUAUUUUCUCAUUGGGUUGUGUGAUCACAGAAUUGUUUAGUGAAGGUAUUCCUUUGUUUGAUCUUUCAAAACUGCUUGCGUAUCGUAGUAAUGAUUAUGAUCCUUUGCUGUCUUUGGAAAAAAUUGAUGAUGUUCAUGUAAAGGAAUUGAUCAGUGAGAUGAUAUCAAAAGAUCCAGAGAAACGUGGUGAAGCAUUUGAAUAUCUAGAGAGAUACAGAGGAUCAUUAUUCCCUGAAGAAUUUUUUACUUUCCUUCGUGCGUUUAUGGUUCGUUUUGCUUCAGUACCCGUACUUACUCCAGAUGAAAAAGUUGUCAGAAUUGCAGAUUGUAUUUCUGUUAUCUUGAAAGAGCUGGCUGGUAAAAAGGAAAAUCUUAUCAAGGAAAAUGGUACUCUUGUAUUGAUAAUUUCGUUGAUUACAUCCAGUGUUAGAAACUGUCAUCAUUGUCAUUCCAAGCUGAAAUGUUUAGAGUUGUUACUGCAAUUGGCUGAAAAUUCCAAUGAUGAAUUGAUCAUAGAAAGAGUUGUGCCUUAUGUAUUGUAUCUUAUCGGAGAUAGUGCUGCACGUGUUAGAGCACGCGCAAUUUGGACUUUAACUCAGAUAUUACAGCUCGUUGAAAUCCUACCACCAGAUGAAGGGAACAUAUUCCCUGAGUAUAUUCUUCCUGCAUUGAUGAACUUACCGGACGAUGAGGAAGUAAUAGUUCGUAUAGCAUACGCUGAGAACAUAGCUUCUAUUGCUGAAAUUGCGUUGAAUUUUCUGGAAAUGGCACAGCUAAGGUAUAACAAUACGGUUAGCGAAGAAGAAGGUCAGGAACAGACUUCGAGAUAUCAGGGAAGUUACGAUGCCGAGCUGCAACAAUUGCAUGAAGUAAUUCAGACAAAAGUUGUAAAACUGCUCAGUGACUCUGAGAAUAUAGUGAAACAAACUUUACUAGAGAAAGGCAUUACACGACUCUGUGUGUUUUUCGGACGACAGAAAGCAAAUGAUGUCCUUUUGUCUCACAUGAUCACCUUUCUCAACGAUAAAAAGGAUUGGCACUUGAGGGCGUCUUUUUUUGACAGCAUUGUUGGUGUUGCGUCAUAUGUUGGUUGGCAGAGUUUAGCCAUGUUAAAACCGCUCUUACAACAAGGUUUGACCGAUAAUGAAGAGUUUGUUAUAUGUAAAUCGUUAAACGCGUUGACUUAUCUUGGUGAGCUUGGCUUGUUGCAGAAAUCAACACUGUACGACUUCACCUCAGAUAUUAUUGUAUUUCUUUCUCAUCCGAAUAUAUGGAUUCGUUAUGGGGCUGUUGGUUUUGUCACUGCUGUUGCAAAAACACUCAGUGCAGUUGAUGUUCAUUGUAAAUUUUUACCGUUGCUACAGCCGUACUUCAAAGAAAAAAUUGUUCACGCAGACCAAGAUGUUUUGCUAAUAAGUGUUCUUAAAGAGCCAUUGUCGCGUUCUGUGUUUGAUUUCAUCGUACGGUCUGAGAACGUGAAAGCCUUCUAUGAUUGCCUACAUGAACGUCAGGUUUUGAGACGUCAAAACAAGGCACAUGUCAAAGUGGAAUAUCCAAAAAUUGAAAAUGAUGUAUUGUCUCAUAUGUUCCGUAAACUCAUAGCCCAGGGAAUGAACGAUGAACAAGAAGAUACUUUAAUACUGUUGAAGACAGUCAUUUUAAAAUUACACAACUCAAAAAUAAACUUCAUCACUUUAUCCGACAAAGGAGUCAACAAAAAGGUUACUCGCCAUCCAGGGGUUAUCGAUUUAAAACAAUUUGGUACUAAAGUUGAAAGGCAGCAUGCCGAUCUUCUUGUUAAAUCAGAACAGAAACAGGACGUGGUUGCAACUACAUCGAAGAGUGUAAAAAAAUCAAAGCGUGAAUAUCAGUCACCUAUGAACGCUGAAUGGAAUCAAAUAUUUGGAAACAUGAACGAGAAAGGCAACUCUAGGAAUUUACCAAUGGCUGAUGUUGUUAAUGAAAAGAAACCUCUCACAAGAUCUGCUUCAAUGCCACAGACGACCAAAACAAAACAACGUACUUACUCCAUUCGCGCUAUGGAUGACGUCACCAUUUCCCCCGUUUCUCCGACAUCAUCAUGCAGCUCCAAGGCAGAAACAUUCAAGAAAUCUCUUUAUGAUUUAGUGAAAUACAAACGAGAGCAAUAUUCUGAAGAGUUAGAAACAAGACUGCUUAUCAACGAGGCUCUUUACUCAAAUAACAAAGGACAAAUUAGGCGUCCAAAGGGAAAUUUAAUCAUUCAUUUACACGAACAUAAAAGCGCGGUUACAAAGCUACAAGUUUGUCCAAACACAUCUCUCUUUGCAUCUAUAUCUAAUGACGGAACAAUGAAACUAUGGGAUACACAGCGUGUUGAAAAACACGGCAUGAUUGUAAAAUCUUGCUUUACGUUUCAACUCCAACAUGCCGAUACAACCACACGUGGUAAGGUACGAGGGAUUGUUUUUCUUCAGAAAGAACAACAUCUGGCUUGUGCUAGUGACAAAGGAGAUGUUUACAUUAUCAAUCCAGAGGUGACACCAACUCCUACACAAAUGACACAAUGUCCCAUGUAUAAACCUGUCGUAAAACUCAGCACAAGAUUGGAUACAGCACAGGGCGGGGACCUUGUUGACAUGCAUCAUUUUUACACCGCUUCUCAUUCAGUGUUGUCAUAUGCUACCGUACGAGGUUUGAUAUAUGGCUGGGACGUCCGUGUAUCUUCGACAAUAUGGAAAUUACAGAAUGAUCCUGCUUUUGGAUUGAUCACAUCAUUUUUUGUCCAUCCAUCUCAAUGUUGGCUUACUGUUGGCACAAGUCACGGAGAGAUUAUUUGUUGGGAUUUGAGAUUUCAAUUACCUGUUGCUAGAGUAACCCAUCCUAGAGGUGCCAGAGUUCGAAGAUUAUCUGCAGCACCAUUGUUAAACUCAAAACCAUCUUGUGUGACUUGUUCAUUUGAUGGCAAUAAUGAGGUCUCUAUGUGGAACUUAGAGACUGGAGCAUGCGAGAAAGCUCUAUGGGCAAGUAAUGCUCCUCCACUAUCACAAACACAGGUGUCCCAACAUUCGGUCUAUGGUAUUUAUACAAGUAAUCCAGACAUCGGUCAGUUUAUUUUAACUGGUGGUUCAGAUAGACGAAUUCGUCUUUGGGAUCUUCAAUCACCUAACGAGUCAUGCCUUAUAGCGGGAUCGUCUUCUGACAAUCUCAACGAUGUCGUCUUGAGAUACAGCUCACGUCUUAUUGAUGGCACUAAAGUUUUAAGAGAAAUGUAUUGCAAAUCAAGCCAGGUCGUCGUACAAGAUGACAUGCCAAAACGUGCUCCAGAUAAACCUCCAACCGGCCAUCAUGAUUGCAUCACAGAUUUAGCAUUCGUCACAACUCCACAACAUUUGCUCGUCUCCGCCAGCCGUGAUGGCGUGAUUAAGAUUUGGAAGUAGUUUUGAAAACAACUGAAUGAUUUUGAACGAGUUGAAUUGAUUUCUACGUCAACAUAGUUCCUUAUAAGGAAUCCCACUGGAUACAAAUGUGCAUUAUCUUGUUGUAGUGAAGCAUACGAUAAAGUGUAAAUAUUGAAUGUGUACAAAACAAAAUUUUGCAGUAAAAUAAGUUAAUGGUGAAUGUAAUUUAAGAGUAAUUAGUCCCCAUGGUUAACCUUCACAAAAUCAAUGUUUUUGAAUCAUGUGUUGAAGGUGUAUGGUCACCUGAGGGUACGCAGGAUUUCUUUAUAGCCAUUUCCUGCAACUUUUUCUGGAACCAAUGAAGUGAACUACACUAAUUAUAUGUUUUAUUUACAACACAUAGAACCAACCAACAAAUCAAAAGUAAGUCAAGCAAUUGUAAUUUUAUUCUAUUAAAAUGCUUUUUAUGCUCA